GGAGCAGGAAGUACUAUUGCUGCUGUUUAAGCUUGUCAAUUUCACACAUUUAUUAGACUGUCGCUUGUCACAGAGCCUCCCUAUCUAAACUCAUUUUCAAACAAACCAAGCAAAUAACCAGCUAACCACUCACAUUCUAUCUGUAGGGGACCCUUUAACAGUCUGCUACAUGUCUUGUUACAUCUUAAGGAUACUUGAAGAUACUUUCUCUCUUUGAAAAACCAUCUAAGCUCCAAUGCAAUCCAGACAGAUGAAGCACUAUUUCUUAAAGGAUUAAUUAUUGUCUUGUGAAUUUACAAAUCUUUUUUUCUUUACAUAUUUUUCUUUUUGAUCCACUGGAUUUACCUCUUUGCCUCAGAAUUUCUUUGUGGCUAUAAAAGCCAUUCUAAAUAUGAGCUUCAUUGAUAAUGGCCCAGAUCCAUCCCUACCAGGGGACUGUAAGCAACAGGAUAGUCAAGAAGAUGAGUUGGACUUCUCCAUGCUGUUUGACUAUGACUAUCUCCCCUCUGAAGAAGAACCGACUCCUUCACAUAAAAUCAUCAGCCCACCCUCUGGAGUUGCUUACUCACAUGGCGAUGUCUCCGAAUAUGGCCUCAAGGCAUGCAAUCCUUUACCUUUUCCUGUGAGCAGAUAUGAACAGCCAGAUAGUGUAGGGUCAAAAUAUUACUUGGACCAUCUAAAGGCUGCUGGGGCUUCAGCUUUGAGUCCAAGGAUUGAGAUCACCACAUAUAAUGAACUGAUUCACUCAGGGGGGUCAUAUCGCAGCAGAGAUUCAGAUAUUUUGGUAGAACACCAACCAAAUUCAGCUGCUACUAGUCCAAGGUUUACUUUGCCAGUACCUGGUUAUGAGGGCUACAGAGAACCGCUUUGCUUGAGUCCAGCUAGCAGUGGUUCAUCAGCAAGUUUUAUUUCAGAGACCAGUUUCUCUCCUUACACAUCACCAUGUGUUUCACCAAAUAAUGGCCCUAGCGAUGAACUAUGUCCACAGUUUCAAAACAUCAAUACUCAUUAUUCCCCCAGAGCUUCUCCAAUAAUGUCACCGCGAGCAAGUAUCACAGAGGACACCUGCCUAAGACCACAUUCUCCAUCCCCUCGACCCAACUCAAGAUCAUCAUCCCCAGGCUCAAAAAGAAGGUAUUCUUGUGCUGAGCUCUACACUAACCAACAAACUACGGUUUCUCCAAGGCAGUCCAGGACCCCCUCCCCCCAGGCCUCACCUCAUAUUCACAUAAGGGAAGAUAAUUCUUCUGAGAAUUACAGCCACCCUUCUGCAUCAUCUCAUUCAAUGGAUGCUAUGAAUAACCUUACUACGGAUCCUUCCUGUGGCAUACCAUCGAAAAUGUGGAAAACAAGUCCAGAUCCUUCACCAGUGUCUUCCCACAAGAACAUGCAAUGCCAUAUAUAUCAGACACCGGAUUACCUUGGGCAGUAUGAGCAGGAGGAGAGGAAGAGUCAAGAGUCCAUUCUUCUAAUGCCACCUACAUGGCCCAAACAACUUGUUCCUGCAAUGCCCUACUACAGUAUUCCAGUGGCUUCUCUUCCUCCUCUGGAGUGGCCACUGGCAAGUCAAGCAGGUUCUUAUGAGCUACAGAUUGAGGUACAACCAAAACCUCAUCACCGCGCACACUAUGAGACUGAAGGCAGCCGUGGGGCAGUGAAAGCACCUACUGGGGGUCACCCAGUCAUCCAGCUUCAUGGCUACAUGGAGAACAAACCUCUGGGACUCCAGAUCUUUAUUGGGACAGCAGAUGAACGUAUACUUAAACCACAUGCUUUCUACCAAGUCCAUCGCAUUACAGGAAAAACAGUCACCACCACCAGUUAUGAAAAGAUUGUCGGGAACACCAAGGUGCUUGAGAUUCCAUUGGAACCCAAGAGCAACAUGAGAGCAACCAUUGACUGUGCUGGAAUCCUGAAACUUAAAAAUGCUGAUAUUGAACUGAGAAAAGGGGAGACAGACAUUGGACGCAAGAAUACCAGGGUACGUUUAGUCUUCAGAAUCCACAUACCAGAAGCCAGCGGUAGGAUCGUAUCUCUGCAAGUUGCAUCCAAUCCUAUAGAAUGCUCUCAAAGAUCAGCUCAUGAGCUACCACUGGUGGAGAGACAGGACAUGGACAGUUGUUUGGUGUAUGGAGGGCAACAGAUGAUCUUAAGUGGCCAGAACUUCACAUCAGAGUCCAAAGUUGUAUUUACAGAGAAGACAUCAGAUGGGCAACAAAUUUGGGAAAUGGAUGCAACGGUGGAUAAAGAUAAGAGCCAACCCAGCAUGCUGUUUGUAGAGGUUCCAGAGUACAGAAGCAAGCACAUCACUACACCUGUCAAGGUCAAUUUCUAUGUCAUUAAUGGGAAAAGAAAGAGAAGCCAGGCCCAGCAUUUCACAUAUCACCCAAUACCAUCUAUUAAAACAGAACCCCUUGAUGAAUACAACCCAUCCAUGGUUGGGAAUACUCCUCACAGUGGUCUUGGAACUAUGUCACAGUCCUACUAUGCACCACAUUCAAUAGCCAAUGAUUCUACAUCAUGUUUGGUGGCCAACUUGGUUUCUUGUCAACAAGUGCGUGCAAGUCUACCUUCCCCAGAUUCCCGAUACCAGCAGCAAAAUUCUUCAGCUGUGACUUACGAAAGAAGCAAAAGCCUGAGUCCCAGCCAACUAGGCCACCAUCAAUCCCAUUUGAUGGCCUCACAAAUUGCAAUUUCAGAUGCUCACAGAUCGGUUCUUGUGCACACUGGCUCUCCUGUCCAAUCUUCUGUGCUCCAUACGUCAGCCAAUCCAAUGACAUCUCCAGUAAUUCAUUACUCCCCAAACAACCAGCAGAUGAGGUGUGGGAGUCAUCAGGACUUCCAGCAUAUAAUGUGCUCUGACCAUUUCACAUCCAGUCCUACACGAUCCAGUCAAACACAGGUCAACCAAGCUCAGAGAAUAAGUCCAAGUCCAUAUCCAACAGUUAUUCAGCAGCAACAGCAGCAACAACAGCAGCAGCAGCAGCAGCAGCAGCAAUCAAACAGCCCACGUGCUACAAAAAAUGGACCCCCUGUUACAGAACAAAAGGAAAUUGUACCAGCUGGUGUCAAUGUUAAACAAGAGCAGAAUCUGGAUCAGGCAUAUCUGGAUGAUGAGCUGAUAGAUACAAACCUUAGCUGGAUACAAAACAUAAUAUGAGACAGAGUGACAGUGAUCUAUGAUUCAAGAAAUCAAAGUAAAAGUUAAUGAAAUUAUCAGGAAGGAGUUUUCUGGCCUGCCUACCAGGAAUCAAACAUAGAAGACCAAAUCUACUAGACACCUUUAACUAAAUGCUUCCGCAACUGACCCCUUGGAGCCUCCAACUCUACGCACCACCUUCUGUUUCCUUUAUGUUCACCACAAGCAACACAUUUGUAAGAAGAAACAAUAUGCUGGCAUAAAGCUCACUUUGGCGAUUCCACCACUUAUCACACGGCUUCUGUAAACAUCAAAGAAACACUCUUCCUUUCUCUCAAAUGACUUAUUGUUCUGCCAUAACACAUGUAUAAUGAAAAGGAUAUUAGGAUAAAAAAACUCUGUAAGCAUUGUACACUCUGGAGUGGGACAUAAAGAGGGAAGUCUAUAGAAAUGUCAUAUAUCAAAUGAUGCUCUUUGAACAUGAGUGAUGCUUUCAUGCAGAGAACAAUUAAGCACUUAAAAUCAGAACCAUUAGGAAGUAUAAGUCACUGGGAGGAUACAUAUUUUGAGUUGCUUUGACUGCAAAUCUCUACAAUACAAAAAUAGUUCAUAACUUUUGGAAAGAAGAGCCCAGUAUUGGACAGUUGAGAUUUCCUAACAGAGUAAAAAAAAAAUUGAAGUUAGGUUCCUGAAUUUGCAUAAGCCAAUCAGAUAGCAUCCUUUAUAAUAUUUGCAUUUGUAUUGUCAAAACUAUAAAGUGCUGAGAGCAUAAGCAGCAAUAUAGAACUAAACAUACAUACAUUAACAAAGGCUUUAUAUGUAAAACCCAAGGAAAUCAAUUAACAGAAAUUUCCCACUAACGCUUUUUUUCUUUGUUUCACCAGAAGAUAAGUUUAAAAAAAGACAUAAAAAAUACAAGCAUUAAUGUGACCUAAUGUCUAUGUCUUGAGUUAACAAUGGUUUUUGAGCUAAUAAGAAACUGCUUGAGUAAAAGCUUCAACAAAGAGCUAAGAGUGGAGGAAAGUCUUUGGUAGAAAGAAGCAAAACAGUUGUAUUAUAAUAUGUUUUUUGUUUUCAUUAUUGUUGCUUACAAUUUAAAAAACAAUUUUUUGUGCCACUUUACCAGUAGUUUAUUUUAAACACCAGAUGCAUGAUUCCACAAGUAUAGUAGUGCAGCCAACAUUGAACUUUUAAACCAAGACAAAAUGCCCAAAUCUUAUCUUUUCUUCUGUAAUGUAAUAUUGCUGAUCACUCAACAGGUAAAUUGAAAGGAGAACCAUGUCAUGCUUUGCAUCUCUAAAAAUACAUUUUAUAUCAUCUCUACUUGUACAUUCCUAUAACUACCUGCUACAGAAAUCAUCUGGCGCGGUCUGUCCUAGUGUGUCAAUCCUUAUAAAAGCUAUAUAUGAGGCUUUUGAUGCAUCAGUAAAAGAGAGAAUCAUUAAAGUAGUAUAUUUUAGUUUCUUAAAUAUAUAAACUGAAUAGUAUAUACAUACAUUUCUAUUGCAUUUGUAUAGAUAACGUCUACAGUUUAAGGGAGAGAUUGAAAACUAUUUUGAACUGGAAUGAAGCGUUUAAUGUAGACAAACUAUGUCCAUUUAUCGUCCUUUGUUUAAUGCCAUUUUGUUUCCAACCAACUUUUUUAUUUUUAGUACAGAUUUGUCUACAUAACGGUCCAGAUGUUUUGCAAUCUCUGCAUUAAACUGUAUCUAAGGUUCUCGAAGAAAUUCUUUGAUAGCAACUGUAAAUAUUCAAUGCAAAAUAUGUUAUUUAUUGUGUCUAAUCAAAUGUUUAGAAUGAAUAUAAAUGUAACUAAUGUGCUUAUAUACAGUAUAUCUAUAUCGUUAUAUAUAUAGCUUUUUGUAUAUUUCUGUGAUAUAUAAUGCUAUAAGGAAUUGGAAAAAAAUUAUUUUCAGCUAAAGAGUUUAUUGUGGUUGCAUCUCUAUUUCGAGGUGCUAAAAACUCUAUUUAAUUCUGUCACUUCUAGAAGGAUCUACAAUGCAAUAUUUUAAAUCUAACCAUGAAAUGGUUAAUUGAUGGUUUGUAACAGUCCUGUAUUUUAACUACUUUAGGACCUGGAUGUCAGUGUAGAUAAUCUGCAAUAAUGGAAAUAUUUCUUAAAGAGACAUGAAACCCAAAAUUGUUCUUUCAUGUUUUAAUUUUAAAUAGCUUUCCAACUUAUUUCUAGUAUAAAAUUUGCUUAAUUCUAUUGUCAUCCUUUGUUGAAGAAGCAGCAAUGCACGUCUGAAAGCUAGCUGAACACAACAGGUGAAGCAAUGACAAGCGGCGUGUAUGUGUAUCCACCAAUCAGCUGCUAGCUCCCAUUUGUACAUUACUGCUCCUGAGCCUACCUAAGUAUGUUUUUCCACCAAGGAUACCAAGAGAAGGCAGCAAAAUUUAUAAUAGACGAAAAUUUGAAAGUUGUUUAAAAUGACUUAAUCUAUCUGAAUCAUGACAGUUUAUUUCUAACUUUAGUAACAUGUUAAUAUGUAGUAAAUGGCAAGUUUUACAUUCUGAAGGCAAAUGUAUUAAUGUAUACUCCAAUGAGCAAUGUUUCUAAUGUAAUCUAAUUAAUUCUGUUAACUUUGACACUUGAUACUGGAAUCUUACUGUGUAAAUUUCUACAAGGGAUCUUGCUAAAUUCACUGGCUUCACAAAUCUUAGGUAUUCUAUGUAGCUGAUUCACUAAAGCUUACUUGUCUUUAUCAUCUGCAUAGAAAAAAGUGAAGCUGGAGUGGCUGGAGAGGUCAGUAAAACUGAGGAGGGUUUUGAUAGCUUUUAGUGAAUUGACAUCGAUAUUACUGGAUUUUGAAUAUAUAUGAACCGAUUCAGUAAUGGUUUUCUCUGCCCACUGACUAAAUUGUUUUGAGCUUUGAUCAGAAUAACAAAUAUGACAGGACCUUUGUAUCACUGAAUUUGACCUUCGCUAUCCAUAGGCAACGAAAGCACUCUCUAGUGAUUUGUAGAAGGAAGAGGUAUGUUAACAUUAAGAAAGGCUAGAUGUGAGUACUAACACAACAGAUACAUGCUAUACCAUAGCUAAUAGCAAGCAUAUUUAAUAAACAUGUCAUUGUAUCACUGGAGUAUUUCCAGUAAUACAUAGUUUACCAGUUAUAAACAUUUAGUACAUACCAUUAUUACACAGACUUAAACCAUUCCUUAAAUGCUUAGCUUAAAAAAAAAAAGAUUGUUUUGUUUAUAUUUGCAAUAUUUCUGAUUUAUAUACAGUGUCAGUAUAGUCAAUUACAUUUACUAUGAAUAUGUAUUAGUAAUAUGACCACGUACAGUAUGUGGUAUAACCAUUUAAACAAUAACAUUAGAGAUUAUAGACAAAUGCCCAACUCUUACAACACUGAUGAUAAGAUGGAUUACUAUGGUUCAAUUUUCUAUAUUUUAAAAUCUAAAUUACACUUAGCAUUUUAUUAUUAUAGACUAAAACAGUUCUGCCAACUAUUCUGACCUUUUUAAAAGGGACCAUAGUAAAAACAAAACAAACAAUCAAUUAAUUGCAGAAAACUUAUAUUUUAUUGGUUUGUCAUCAACGUAAUAUUUUAAUUGUUUUUACAAAACAAUGUUUACAUUUUUGCUAUUGUACCUCUAAGCAGGUUCAAUCACACAUCAUUUUAAAUACUUUUAUAAUUUUAUAAUCGCUGCCCAUUCUAUCUAUAAAUAAAAAAUCCACAAUUCUUCCAGUGUAUUCUACUGUCAGGUUUACCCUUAAAUAUUUUAUUCUUUCAGUAUGUUAAUUCAAACAAAUACCUUAUGCUGUCCACUUUGAAAAGCACAAAAUAAAUACUUCUUUCGGGCAUUUGCCUAUUACAUUGCAAAGUCAGGGAUGGAUAGUAUGUUGACUUAGUGAGAAAUAAUUCUCACUUUGCUUGGACCAUAGCCAUAUUUUCACAUGAGGAAGUUCUAUCUGUCCUCAUUAAUUUGAAUGUAUUCACCAUAGUGCCUUCCUGCCAUUAUACCAAAGAAUCCAAAAUCAUAUUAUCUGGAGGCUCAGCAGGUUCUAAUGCAUUUUCCAUAAACAUAAUUCCAUACCCCAUAAUAUGGCCCUGAACAGUCAAUAUUGUUGCCUUAUUGGUGUGUGUGUACAUGGGUGCAUAAAAUGAUUUUUGGAAUAUAUUCUGUUAGCAAAAAUGCUUCUAGUAAGUGUUUUUGCUGUUUCAGCAGCAUACACACAUAUGCUGCGCUUGUCUUAUUCACCAGCUUUCAAGUAUCAACGCAUGGUAGAGUCAGUGAGGAAUUGGCUUACACAAAUUAAAGGGACCCAAAUUUUUUCUUUUGUGAUUCAGAUAGAAUGCAAUUUUGAGCAACUUUCUAUUUUACUCCUAGUAUCAAUUUUUCUUCGUUCUCUUGAUAUCUUUAUUUGCAUCUAAGUUAUUUUUCCGGUUCAGCACUUGUUUAUUGGUCAGUUAAAUCAAUCCAUCCAUCAGCAAGAACAACCCAGGUUGUUCACCAAAAAUGGGCCGGCAUCUAAACUUACAUUCUUGCUUUUCAAAUAAAGAUACCAAGAGAAUGAAGAAAAUUUGAUAAUAGAAGUAAAUUAGAAAGUUGCUUAAAAUUGCAUGCUCUAUCUGAAUCACAAAAGAAAAAAAUAGGGUUCAGUGUCCCUUUAAUUAAACAUUGACAUGAUACACACAUCAAAUUUCUCUCCAAAUGAGCACAGUGAAUAAGGGUGCACGGGGCACACGCAACAUAUCUGUGUAUGCUAUUGAAAUAUUAAAGCUAGAACCAUUUUGGCUAACACCGGUGUAUUGUAAAGAUGAUUCUAUUCAAAACUGAAAUGCACUCAUGUUCACUAUUAGAACUUGAAAAUCAGUAAAUCAAAUCAAGCUAUUUUUCAAUGUUUUUGAAUCGGGCAGAUUGUUCAGCAAUAAAAUUGCUAUGUGAUAGGCAAUUUUACUUUUAUUAUCUUAAAGGUUUCUUCUAAUUUUAUAUGGAUUCUAAAAUGAAUCUAGGAACUGCUCAUGUUUUCCAUAAUAUAACAUUAGAUGUACGUAGUUUAUCUAUUCUGCAGUAAAAAUACCUUGUUUUGCUUACUGAAACACCAGUCAUGACUAAGUUCUGGAGUACUAGCCUUUUUGUAUAGAAUGAAAAAAGAUAAGAAAAGCAGAUCCGUUCUUCCUGAAGUUCAGCCUGUUUGAAUAGACAUGUUCUUGCUAACAAUGAGUGGUAAUUUCAAUGAGCAAAGCCCAGCUAUACUAAAUACAAAAAUAAAUCUAAAGGAACAAUUUCUUAUGCAUUGAAUAUCCUGCAUCAGAUGUAUCAAAUCAUUGGGAAGUGGAACCAUUCCCAUUAAUGGGAAACAAAUCUUACAGCACAGUGUCCCUUUAAUAUUUAAUUUGACUAUUUUUUCACCAGCUGGUCUUAAUCAAUUCAGCGCUGCGGAAUCUGUUGGCGCUCUACAAAUACCUGAUAAUAAUAAUAAUAAUCAAGAGAAAGGCUCCUACUUUCCAAUCAUAUUUUUGGUCUGAGGGCAUAUAGGUUUGUAAACAGUCCAUAAGGCCAGGUUAUUGGGGACAUUGAUGAGCUCCUUUGGAAGGAGGAGAAAUACUAAAAAAAAGUUAAUAUAAUUUUAAAAAAUAGUUUUGGAAAAACUACACUUAGAUCUAGUUAUUUUCACUAUAUGCUUAUUUACAUGUAUAAACAUUUAGCUAUUCCUACAGUAAUAUAAUUGGAUAAAAUGUAGACAAAAUAAGCCUUCUAGUUCUUGCUAGUCACCAAAAUCUAUCUAGAUAUGAGUAAAGAUUACGGGUUUCAGUUCAUACACCUUUCUACUUUAGCCAAGGAACUAAAGACUUGUUGAUUGGUGCUUUAUUACAAUAUAAUAGCAUUCAAGUUUAUAUUGCACAAUAUUUUAUAUUGUUAUAUUGAACAUUUUCAAGAACACACAGGACAGUCUGUUGUUGUUUUUUUGCCUUUUGUCAUUGUUGCAAAAUAUGUUGGAUCUUUAUAAAUAUUUGAAGACAAGUAUACUGAAAUAUGUUUAAUAUAUUCCAAAGAAAUGGGUUUCUUGCAAUAAGAGGCUUACAAGUGUCUUAAGGUAAUAUCAUGUUUCACCUUCAAACCUUACACAGUGACCAAAGACUGCCAUAGGAAGCACUUAAAGAGACAGUAUACCAAAAAUUGUUCUUUCAUGAUUCAGAUAGUGCAUACAAAAACUUUUCUAUUUAUUUAUCAGAUUUUCUUCAUUCUCUUGGUAUCCUUUGUUGAAGAAGUAGCAGCACACUACUGGGAGCUAGCUGAACACAUCAGGUCCUCAAUCAGCAACUAGUUCCUAGUAGUCAUUGCUGCUCCUGUGCCUACGUAGGUAUCCUUUUCAACAAAGGAUACUAAAAGAAUAAAUCAAAUUAGAUAAUACAAUUACAUUGGAAAAUUGUUUAAAAUCGUAUGCUUUAUCAGUUUCAUGAAAUAACAAUGUUGGGUUUCAUAUCCCUUUUAAAAAAAUGUAAUGAUGUUUUUUUCUAAAUGUUUUGCACUUCUUUGUGUUAUGGUAAUUAAUGUUCUAAGUAGAAAUGGGGCAAUUUGCUAUGUUCUGUAGACGUGCAAUAAUUCAUUAUUAUAGUACUGACUUGCAUACCGCUUUGAAAGUUCUCAGAUUUUAAGAUUUUAAGCAUGUUUUUUUUUUUUUACAUAAAUACAUUUUAUAUUCUGUAACUCUAAAA
Messenger RNA from Bombina bombina (fire-bellied toad), 9807 nucleotides. RefSeq names its product nuclear factor of activated T cells 2 (gene NFATC2). Gene Ontology annotation, molecular function: RNA polymerase II cis-regulatory region sequence-specific DNA binding; DNA-binding transcription factor activity, RNA polymerase II-specific; transcription factor binding. The coding region runs from base 392 to 3160 and encodes 922 amino acids. The transcript is spliced from 11 exons. The record is from RefSeq and is a predicted model, not a curated record. Gene Ontology annotation, biological process: calcineurin-NFAT signaling cascade; cytokine production; regulation of transcription by RNA polymerase II. Gene Ontology annotation, cellular component: transcription regulator complex. Lineage: Eukaryota; Metazoa; Chordata; Amphibia; Anura; Bombinatoridae.